AUGCUGAACAAAAUUAACGAUGAACACGACAAACGCGAGGCGCAGAAGCGGCCUGCUCCAGGCCGGUGCACUGGGUGCAACGUCAAAUUCAAUAGAGACUAUCCCUGUGACCAGGAAUGUCCUGACUGCGGGUAUAUGACCUGUGAAAGCUGUUCUUGUUCGAAUAACAGAGGGACCUGCUACUGCCCGAGCUCUAACUUUGGCGACUACUACUGCGUACGCGACCCCAAGUGGUACCACGGGAAUGGACGUACCGGAGCGAUGUACGCAGGCGAUAUGCACCCCGAGCCCGACCGGCGCUACUACGACUAUCCCGAGGAAGUCUGGGAAACUGAGCCGAGAAAGUGCGCAACUUGCGGCGAGAUGAAGCGAAUGCUGAAGAAGGAGUUUGUGAAGGAGUAUCUGUGA
Molecule: messenger RNA, 408 nt
Organism: Gloeophyllum trabeum ATCC 11539
Lineage: Eukaryota; Fungi; Basidiomycota; Agaricomycetes; Gloeophyllales; Gloeophyllaceae
Exons: 2
Coding region: 1-408 (135 amino acids)
Source: RefSeq, a predicted model, not a curated record